AUGGGCACCGCGCCGAUGUGGAUGGUUGUCCUCAGCGCCGUCACCGCUGCCAUGGCCCAGGAAGACCUUUACAGAAAGGUGUUGGUGUUCCGGAAGGACCCCAGCGACGCCUACGUGCUGCUGCAGGCGCGGCCGGAGCAUCCCAUGCUCAACUUCACCGUGUGCCUGCGCUCCUACACCGACCUCACGCGGCCCCACAGCCUCUUCUCCUACGCCACCAAAGCUCAAGACAACGAAAUCCUCCUCUUCAAACCCAAACCCGGCGAGUACCGCUUCUACGUCGGGGGGAAAUACGUCACCUUCCGCGUCCCCGAGAACCGCGGGGAGUGGGAACACGUCUGCGCCAGCUGGGAGUCAGGCAGCGGCAUCGCCGAGUUCUGGCUGAACGGACGCCCGUGGCCCCGCAAAGGGUUGCAGAAGGGUUACGAGGUGGGCAACGAGGCCGUGGUGAUGCUGGGGCAGGAGCAGGACGCCUUCGGGGGAGGCUUCGACGUCUAUAAUUCGUUCACGGGGGAGAUGGCGGACGUCCACCUGUGGGACGCGGGGCUGCCCCCCGAUAAGAUGCGCUCCGCUUACCUGGCGCUGAGGCUGCCGCCGGCGCUGCUGGCCUGGGGACGCCUCCACUACGAGGCCAAGGGGGACGUGGUGGUGAAACCACGGCUGCGUGAGGCGCUGGGGGCCUGA
Messenger RNA from Centrocercus urophasianus (Greater sage-grouse), 684 nucleotides. Its product is annotated as serum amyloid P-component-like. Lineage: Eukaryota; Metazoa; Chordata; Aves; Galliformes; Phasianidae. Gene Ontology annotation, molecular function: complement component C1q complex binding. The record is from RefSeq and is a predicted model, not a curated record. Gene Ontology annotation, biological process: innate immune response. The transcript is spliced from 2 exons. Bases 1 to 684 code for a protein of 227 amino acids.